Messenger RNA from Myxocyprinus asiaticus (Chinese sucker), 2678 nucleotides. RefSeq names its product annexin A6-like. The record is from RefSeq and is a predicted model, not a curated record. Gene Ontology annotation, molecular function: calcium-dependent phospholipid binding; ligand-gated monoatomic ion channel activity; cholesterol binding. Gene Ontology annotation, cellular component: focal adhesion; cytoplasm. Lineage: Eukaryota; Metazoa; Chordata; Actinopteri; Cypriniformes; Catostomidae. The coding region runs from base 353 to 2356 and encodes 667 amino acids. Gene Ontology annotation, biological process: growth plate cartilage chondrocyte differentiation; regulation of muscle contraction; plasma membrane repair. The transcript is spliced from 25 exons.
AGGAAUCCCCAAUAUGCUGCAUUUGCAAAUCAGAGGGUGCACUGCAGAUGACACUAACAGAGAAAUCAUGUGAUCAUGUAGGCUAGUCGUAGUAAUGUCAUGCCACUGAUAUUUAACAUCACAUUUGAGAACUGGGUAUUGCGACACGUCAACGGUGGACAUUACGUCAUCGCUAGUAAUAGUGAGUUAAAUGUUGAGUGCUCUUCACUGCGCCGCGUGCGUUGCGUCAGUGACAGACAGCUGAUCCUCGCGCGGACGUUUCUCAGCAAGACCACUGGCAACUAGAGCUCGCGACUCCGUCUGUAUAAGGUUCAAGACUAUAAUUCCAUUGACAACUGACAACUAAUCAGACAUGGGCAAGGGAUUUAGAGGUACAGUCACAGAUCAGCCUGACUUUGAUUCAAGCAGUGAUGCAGAGGCCCUCUAUAAUGCCAUGAAAGGCUUUGGAAGUGACAAGGAGGCCAUCUUAGAUCUGAUUACCUCACGCAGUAAUGCUCAGAGGCAGGAGAUACGCACUGCCUACAAAUCUCUCUAUGGGAAGGAUUUAAUUGAUGAUCUGAAGUACGAGCUGACGGGGAAGUUUGAACGUCUGAUCAUCGGUUUAAUGAGAACUCCAGCCUAUCAUGAUGCCAAAGAAAUAAAGGAUGCCAUUAAGGGAGAAGGAACAGAUGAAAAAUGCUUGAUUGAAAUUCUUGCCUCAAGAACCAAUGAGCAGAUUCAUAACCUGGUGGCAGCAUACAGAGAUGCAUAUGGCAGGGAGCUUGAAGAGGAUGUUAUAGGGGACACAUCUGGACAUUUUAAGAAGAUGCUGGUUGUUUUGCUUCAGGGGACCAGAGAGGAAGAUGAUGUUGUUAGUGAAGACCUUGUGGAGCAAGAUGCUCAGGACCUGUAUGAAGCAGGGGAGGCACAAUGGGGCACAGACGAGGCCAAAUUCAUCAUGUUGCUGGGAAACCGUAGUGUGACCCAUUUGCAGUUGGUAUUUGAUGAAUACCAAAAAAUUGCAGAGAAAUCCAUUGAAGACAGUAUUAAAAGCGAGCUAUCUGGAGAUUUUGAAAGAUUGAUGCUGGCAGUUGUUCAGUGCAUCAGGAGUAAGCCCAUGUUCUUCGCCAAGCGUCUUUACAAGUCCAUGAAGGGUCUGGGCACUGCUGAUAACACUCUUAUUCGCAUUAUGGUCUCUCGCGCUGAGAUUGACAUGCUGGAUAUCAGAGAGUGCUUUAGGCUGUGUUAUGAGAAAUCUCUGCACAAUAUGAUUCAGGAUGACACGUCUGGGGAUUACAAACGCACCCUGCUGAAGCUGUGUGGAGGAGAUGAUGAUAUUGCAGGGGAGUUCUUCCCAGAGGCUGCACAAAUUGCCUACAAGAUGUGGGAAAUCAGUUCCAUGACCAAAGUCCAGUUAAGAGGAACUUUACAACCAUACCCAAAUUUUGACCCUGCGAGUGAUGCCCAAGCUCUGAGAAAAGCAAUGAAGGGUUUUGGCACUGAUGAAGACACAAUUAUUGACAUUGUGACACAAAGGAGCAAUGCACAGAGACAAGAGAUCAGAAAGGUUUUCAAAUCUCUUUUGGGACGGAAUCUCAUGGCUGACCUCAAAUCAGAACUGUCCAAAAACCUUGAAAGGCUCAUCCUGGGCCUGAUGAUGACGCCAGCAGAGUUUGAUGCCAAAAUGAUGAAGAAAGCCAUUGAGGGCGCAGGUACAGAUGAACAUGCAUUGAUUGAGAUCCUGGUCACUAGGAGCAACCAGGAGAUUCAGGACAUGUGCUCUGCCUAUCAGCAUGCCUUCAAAAACAGUUUAGAAGAUGCCAUCGCAUCAGACACAUCUGGACAUUUCAAACGGAUUCUGAUCUCCCUGGCACAGGGAGCACGCGAAGAAGGACCUGCAGACAUGGGCAGGGCCUUGGAAGAUGCCCAAGCAUUGGCAGAUGCCUGCAAUGCAGACUCGGGUGACAUGGAAGACACGUUCAUGAGUAUUCUAUGCACGAGGAGUUUCCCUCACCUAAGGAAAGUGUUUCAGGAAUUUGUCAGAUGCAGCAACAAGGACAUUGAACAGAUCAUAAAGAAGGAAAUGUCAGGAGAUGUUAAAAAUGCCAUGUUUGCUAUUGUGCGGAGCGUGAAGAAUCAGCCCUCUUAUUUUGCUGACCGAUUGUACAAAGCCAUUAAGGGUCUGGGAACAGACGACAGGGCUCUCAUCCGUAUCAUGGUGUCCCGCUCUGAGGUUGACCUCUUCAACAUACGCAAAGAGUUAAAGGAGACCCAUGACACCUCUUUGCAUGAAUUCAUCCAGGUAGAAACCUUGGUUGGUGACACAUCAGGAGACUAUCGUAAAACGCUUCUGAUACUCUGCGGAGGGGAGGACUAGAACAUUUUCCUGUUGUCCUGGUAAAGGAUAUUGAUGCCUAGCAACCAGUGCGCUGUGUUCCAGUCCUAUGUUUGUAAGGUGCUUGUCAAUAUACAACCUAUGUGCCCUUUUUACCGCCAUGCCUAUGUCAAAGCUAGUGAUGACCUACUAUGCCACACCUUGUUCAAAUGUUCCAUUUUCUGCAAUCAUGCACGAUAUGGAAAAAUAUAUAUAUAUUUUUUUUAAAGUUCAAAGCACUAAGCAUUUACUAUUAGUGCUUUACUUGUAAUCCAGCCAUACAGUGUUCAAAUUGAUCACCCCAGAAAUAAAGGAAAUGACCCGG